Molecule: messenger RNA, 3369 nt
Organism: Lycium ferocissimum
Lineage: Eukaryota; Viridiplantae; Streptophyta; Magnoliopsida; Solanales; Solanaceae
Exons: 24
Coding region: 157-3009 (950 amino acids)
Biological process (GO): peptidoglycan biosynthetic process
Cellular component (GO): chloroplast
Molecular function (GO): ATP binding; metal ion binding; D-alanine-D-alanine ligase activity
Source: RefSeq, a predicted model, not a curated record
GCAACCAACAGAACACUCAAAAUAUAAAAGAAAUGAAGCAAUUGAGCUGUUUCUGUCACUGCCGUCCCAGCACCAUUUCUUUUAUAUAGUCAAAUUACUAUGCUUAUAACUUAUAUUCAUCACUCUCACUCUUUACUCUAACUUUCAAUCCCCUCAAUGGCUUCUUCUUUCUCAAUUAAUCCCAUAAUAACUCCUACUUCCAAAUUAAGAAAUUACUCUUUUCCAAAUUUAAGAGAGAGUAUAAAUUUUCCAGUAAAGAGUAGUAGUAAUUUGAUGUGUGAGAGGAGUUGUAGAUUUGGUAAAGUGAAGGCUUCUUAUAAUACUGAGGUAGUGGUGGAUGAUCAUGAUGGGGUUGCUGACGUGGAGGAGGGGACUAAUAAGGUUUUGAAAGUGGGCCUAAUAUGUGGUGGCCCAUCUGCUGAGCGUGGAAUUUCUUUGAACUCUGCUCGCUCUGUUCUUGAUCAUAUUCAGGGGGACGAUUUGCAUGUUAGCUGCUAUUACAUUGAUAGCAACCUCAAUGCCUUUGCCAUAUCUACUGCCCAGGUAUACUCAAACACUCCUGCAGACUUUGAUUUCAAACUUGAGAGCCUUGCCCAAGGCUUCCGGUCAUUAUCUGACUUCACAGAGCACCUUGCUUCCUCUGUGGACAUAGUUUUUCCUGUUAUACACGGUCGUUUUGGUGAAGAUGGUGGCAUUCAGGAGCUAUUGGAACGAUCAAAUAUUCCAUUUAUUGGAACAGGGUCCACGCAAUGUCAAAAAGCAUUUGAUAAAUAUGAUGCAUCCGUCGAGCUUGACAGACAAGGUUUCGUGACUGUACCUAAUUUUCUCAUACAGGGAAGUGAAAUUGAUGAAUCUGGACUGUCAAAGUGGUUUGAGCAAAAUCUACUAGAUAUUAAGUCGGGAAAAGUUGUGGUAAAACCAACAAGAGCAGGAUCAAGCAUUGGAGUUAAUGUUGCAUAUGGUGUCGCUGAUUCUCUGGCAAAAGCUAACAGCAUUAUUUCUGAGGGGAUUGAUGACAAAGUCCUUAUCGAGAUUUUCCUUGAAGGAGGUAGUGAAUUUACAGCAAUUGUCCUUGAUGUAGGUUCUGGUUUUGAUUGCCAGCCUGUUGCAUUAUUGCCAACAGAGGUGGAGCUUCAAUCACAUGGCACUGUUGAUGUUAGGGAGAAAGACGCAAUAUUUAACUACCGACGGAAGUAUCUCCCUACUCGACAGGUUGCUUAUCACACUCCACCUAGAUUCUCUAUGGAUGUGAUUUCAAAGAUUCGUGAAGGAGCGUCAUUACUAUUUCAGCGACUUGGCUUGCGUGAUUUUGCUAGAAUUGAUGGUUGGGUUUUGCCACCUUCUACAAAAGCUUCCUCUUCUGCAGGAAACAAAUUUGGAAGGACUGAUUCUGGCACAGUAAUAUUCACUGAUAUCAACUUGAUCAGUGGAAUGGAGCAAACAAGUUUCUUAUUUCAGCAAGCAUCAAAGGUUGGAUUUUCACAUACAAAUAUUCUCCGGACCAUCAUCCAACAUGCUUGCUUGCGGUUUCCAGCUCUUCUUUCACAUAAUAUUAUAUCAAGUCCGUCGAGAAGGAGAUCAAAAUCUUCAUCAGUAACGGAAGCAUUUGUUAAACAAUGUAAGAAAGUGUACGUCAUCUUUGGUGGUGACACCUCUGAACGCCAAGUAUCUCUUAUGAGCGGAACCAAUGUUUGGCUGAAUCUAAGAGCAUCUGAUGAUCUUGAAGUGACACCAUGCUUGCUUGCACCUGCAACGAGUUAUUCUGAUGUUUCAGACCUUGCUAAGCAUGAAGUAGAUGAGAAGUCUAAGACAGUAUGGACAUUGCCUUAUUCCCUUUUGCUGAGACAUACAACGGAAGAAGUCCUUGAUGCGUGUAUAGAGGCAAUUGAACCGAAUCGGGCAGCUUUGACAUCUCACUUGCGGAACCAGGUUAUGGAUGAUCUCACGAGAGGUCUGAAAAAGGACAGUUGGUUCAAUGGGUUUGAUAUAUCCGACGAAUUACCGAAGAAAUUUUCCCUGGACCAGUGGGUCAAGCUAGCUAAGGAAUCUCAGGCGACUGUUUUCAUUGCAGUGCAUGGAGGCAUUGGAGAAGAUGGCACACUUCAAUCUUUGCUAGAGGCUGAAGGGGUUCCCUAUACAGGUCCUGGCGUCAUGGCUUCAAAAACAUGUAUGGACAAAGUUGCAACCUCUCUUGCUCUACAACAUCUGACAGAUUUUGGAGUCCUUACAAUAAAUAAAGAUGUGAGGACGAAAGAGGAUCUGCUGAAAAUGUCCAUAUCUGAUCUCUGGCAUGAUUUGAAGUCAAAACUUUACUCUGACACUUUAUGUGUUAAACCAGCUAGAGAUGGUUGCUCAACUGGUGUGGCCAGAUUGUGCUGCGAGGGGGACCUUGCCUUCUAUGUAAAUGCACUGCAGGACUGCCUACCUCGUAUUCCUCCUAACAGCCUGUCAAAGGCACAUGGAAUGAUUGAGAUGCCAAACCCUCCCCCGGAGCUCUUAAUAUUCGAACCUUUUGUUGAGACUGAUGAGAUAGUUGUUGCAUCCAAAUCCAGAAAUGAGAAUGCACACAAUUUGCUCUGGAAAGGGGACAGUAGAUGGGUAGAGGUCACCGUUGGUGUUAUAGGAAAACGUGGAUCUAUGCGUUCAUUGACCCCUAGUGUAACCGUGAAAGAAUCUGGAGAUAUAUUAUCACUGGAGGAGAAAUUCCAAGGUGGAACCGGCAUCAAUCUGACUCCACCACCACCAUCUAUUAUGAGUAGUGCGGCCUUGGAAAGGUGUAAAAAGCACAUUGAACUUAUUGCAAACACUCUACAAUUAGAAGGAUUUUCACGUAUAGAUGCAUUUGUUCAUGCUGACACUGGUGAGGUGCUGAUUAUAGAAGUGAAUACAGUUCCUGGAAUGACUCCUUCCACUGUCUUGAUACAUCAGGCACUUUCAGAGCAACCUCCUCUGUAUCCACAACAGUUCUUCCGCACAUUGCUUGAUCUGGCAUCAGAGAGAUCCAUGUGAAUACUAUUUUGUCACAAAAGUUCAGGUGUGCAUGGCUUCAUUUCCAUCUUUCUAUCUGUUUUGCAUCGAUCCACUUCUUUCCCAUGCUCUGGAAGUAUGUCAAUUCAAGGCUGUUUGCAAAGUGUAGUGGAGGAGAAUCUUUCCAGGAUUUGGUUGUCUUCCAAGUUGUACAUGUUGAACUACACCAGAUGCAGAUUGCCCCUCUUGUGCUUCUGAUUAUCUGAUGGUUGUUUUCUGUUUCCACUGUGAUCUUAACUUUUUCCGUGUAAUAUUUGUUUCAUCUCAAUGCAUCUCCCCAGAUAAAUGGGACAUAAUAUGUCAAAUAUGAAACUGAAAAGGGGAUCAUGUUUGAUUCAGGAA